AUGAGUAGCCUCGGGCUAAAAGGCAUCUGGUUGCCCCUCCUCCUCGUCUUUCUUGUGAUGUACUCCAACUUUCACGACUGUGAGGGAAGGAGAGGCAAGCACCGGAGGGCAAAGCAACCGCCCUCUUCUUCCUUAGCUAGAAAGAAGGCAAAAGGAAACAAUGGCGGCGACCGCCGCCAUGGCAGCGGUGGUGGGUCGGGUGGGCAACCGAGACCGACCCCAGAAACAAUGGCAGCAAUGUUCGAUGUGCUCGAUUUCGGGGCCAAGGGGGAUGGCGUGACUGACGACACCAAGGCUUUUGAGGCCGCAUGGGCUGCUGCGUGCAAGGUGGAGGCUUCCACGGUGAUCGUUCCUGCGGAGUUCGAGUUCCUCGUUAGGCCAAUCUCAUUCUCAGGUCCAUACUGUGAGCCCAACAUUGUGUUUCAGCUGGAUGGAACGAUCGUUGCUCCGACAAGCGCCGGUGCAUGGGGUGCAGGCUCGCUGCAGUGGCUUGAAUUCACAAAGCUGCAGGAAAUCACCAUCCGAGGCAGUGGAGUGAUAGAUGGCCGAGGUAGCGUCUGGUGGACGAAUUCCGACUCUGACAUCGAUCCGAUAAAUGCUGAGCUCGGUUCAAAGAUGCCACAGAUCAAACCUACCGCCCUAAGAUUCUACGGGAGCUACAACGUGACAGUCACAGGCAUCAGGAUCCAAAACAGCCCACGGUGCCACCUCAAAUUCGACAACUGCGAAGCUGUGGAGGUCUUCAACAUUACAGUGUCUUCUCCAGGUGACAGUCCCAACACAGACGGAAUCCAUCUUCAGAACUCCAGAAAUGUUUUGAUCCAUCGUGUCGACAUGGGAUGUGGCGACGAUUGUGUCUCCAUCCAAACAGGCUGCUCGAACAUCUACAUACAUGACGUCGAUUGCGGUCCCGGGCAUGGAAUCAGCAUCGGGGGUCUCGGCAGGGACAACACCAAGGCAUGCGUCUCCAACAUCACUGUGAGGGACAUCAACCUUCGCAACACGAUGACCGGUGUCCGAAUCAAAACCUGGCAGGGUGGCUCUGGCUCUGUUCAGGCCAUACAAUUCUCGAACAUAAAGGUUUGGGAGGUCCAAAUACCGAUGGUGAUCGACCAGUUCUACUGUGAUCGGAGCUCCUGCGAGAACCAGUCCUCGGCAGUGGCACUGUCGAGCAUCGCGUAUGAGAGCAUUAGAGGAACCUUCACUGUGAAACCAGUUCACUUGGCGUGUAGCGACAGCUCUCCUUGUUCGGGCAUCAGCCUCAGCGAGGUGGAGCUCGAGCCACUGCAGGAACGCUACCACAUGACCGAUCCCUUCUGCUGGCAGGCAUUUGGGGAGCUGUAUGCCCCGACCAUUCCUCCCAUCACCUGCUUGCAGAUCGGCAAGCCAGCAAGCAACAGGAUCUCGACCGACCACGACUUGUGCUGAUGGUGGUCGUUCGAUGCUUCCGACCG
This is a messenger RNA of Musa acuminata subsp. malaccensis (wild Malaysian banana), 1454 nucleotides long. Its product is annotated as polygalacturonase At1g48100-like. The record is from RefSeq and is a predicted model, not a curated record. Gene Ontology annotation, biological process: carbohydrate metabolic process. Gene Ontology annotation, molecular function: polygalacturonase activity. Lineage: Eukaryota; Viridiplantae; Streptophyta; Magnoliopsida; Zingiberales; Musaceae.